AUUAAAAAAAACAAUAUUCAAAUUGAAGGUAAAAAAGGAAAAAUGGCGGCUCCAGCAGUGGAGGGCGCAGCGGUGACGGCCCUCCGGUCGGUCCUACUCCGAGCCCGACAUGCAGCGGAGCGUGCAGGGACGCAACCCGAACGGGUUCGAGUCGUGGCCGUGUCGAAGACCAAACCCAACUCCCUUAUCCGCCAAGUUUACGACGCUGGUCACCGCUGCUUCGGCGAAAAUUACGUCCAAGAAAUCGUCCAGAAAGCCCCCCAGGUAUUUCACGUAAUUACCAAUGAAAAAGUCAAGAUUUUUGCCCUACAAAAUUUCAUUUUUAAUUUGUAUUUAUUAGUUAUAUUAUUUUUGCAGCUGCCUGAGGAUAUUGAGUGGCAUUUUAUUGGGCAUUUACAGAGCAACAAGGUUAAAACCCUUCUUGGUGCAGUGCCAAAUCUGGCCUUGUUUGAGGGCGUAGAUAAUGAGAAGAUUGCCAACCAUCUUGACCGUGCAGUUUCAAGCCUUGGGAGAAACCCUUUGAAGGUUUUUUUACAAGUAAAUACAAGUGGAGAAGCAUCAAAAUCAGGGAUAGAACCCUCAGCUUGUGUACGGUUCGCAGAAUAUGUUAAAUUGCGCUGUCCAAAUUUGGAGUUUUCUGGCUUAAUGACAAUAGGAAUGCCAGACUACACAUCAACGCCAGAGAACUUCAGGACGCUAUCCAACUGUAGAAUUGAGGUUUGUAAGGCACUUGGAAUUACAGAGGAUGAAUGUGAGCUGUCAAUGGGCAUGUCCAGUGACUUUGAGCAAGCGAUUGAAAUGGGCAGUACUAAUGUGAGGGUUGGCUCUACCAUCUUUGGACCAAGGGACUAUUCAAAGAAGCUGCCAAAUUGAUGUCUCAGUUUCUUGCAGUUGCUUGAGUAUCCAAUCUAUUCUUCUGUAAUCAUUAGUUAACAAAAAUUACCAAAUCCAUGUAAUUCUUCUACUCAUAAUCUUGUUUUUAAUUGUAUUCUGGCAUUAGUAACUUUUGGUAAAUGAUGUGACCGUAACUUCAAUGGCAUCCCCAAUGCGGAAUUGUAAACAAAGUUUAUCAAUGUUCAUGAAUCAAA
This is a messenger RNA of Durio zibethinus, 1088 nucleotides long. RefSeq lists its product as uncharacterized. Gene Ontology annotation, molecular function: pyridoxal phosphate binding. NCBI's taxonomy places the organism in Eukaryota, Viridiplantae, Streptophyta, Magnoliopsida, Malvales, Malvaceae. The record is from RefSeq and is a predicted model, not a curated record. Gene Ontology annotation, cellular component: intracellular anatomical structure.